AUGGCACAGGGGAAAUUUGGAAUGAAGGGUCGAAGCUCACAAGGUGAUGUUAAAGUGACGAGUUUUUUCCUUCCUAAGAAGAAGCCCAAUAAUGACAUGCUUAGCCAGGAUUUUGGCAAGACCCACAGCCAAGGAACUAGAUUAGGAUCUGGUCUGAGCCAGGGUUCAAGCCAAAAUUCUGGCCAUAUUUCUAGUCAGGGAUCUAAUUCUUCUUCUCAGGAGUUCAAUAGGGGUGUUACUAGAGAGUCGAGUAUAUUAAAACCGCUUGAUGUUAUCCCUGAUAAAGUACUUGAAAAUAUUCACAGGAGCUCUUCGGGGCUAUUCAAAUCAAAUGGAUUUGAAGAUGAAAAUUUGCCAAGGGCUCCUUCUCCAGAAGAAAGUUAUUUGGACGGAGAUCCGAUUUCAGUAGUUGACCUUACACAACCAGACUCAGAAGUAGGUCAACCAAUGAUAUCUAAGAGAGAGGCGAGAACAGGGGCGCUGGUUCAGGCUUCAGUGGUUCCUAACAGUGUCGAAAGAACAAAUUCUGGGACGAGGAAGCGGAAAGUGCCGGCUUGGGAUAGUAUGAUUUUUAAUAGCAGACCGGCCAGAAGGGCACACUCUACUAAUUCUCAGACAACGGAAUUCAAGGGUGUCGUGAAGUCAUCUAAAAAUCUCACUGAAGAGCAGCAAAGGGUGAUCAGAGUUGCUAAGGCGAGAAAGAAUUUAUUUUUCACAGGUGCCGCAGGUACUGGUAAGUCGUUUCUGCUCAAGGAACUCAUUAGCCAGCUUAACAGCUCCCACAGACCUGGCGCGGUAGCAGUGACUGCUACUACAGGAUUAGCAGCCAUCAAUGUCGGUGGACAGACCCUUCACAGAUGGGCUGGCAUCGGGCUUGGCAAGGACCCUGUGGAUGAUUUAGUCAAGCGUAUCAAGAAAAACAAAAAGUCCGUUUCUCAGUGGCAGAAUGCAGCGGUACUUAUUAUAGAUGAGGUGUCUAUGUUAGAUGGUGAUUUAUUCGAGAAACUUGACAAAAUUGGCAGAGAGAUUCGUAAAUUCCCACGAGUCCCCUUUGGUGGCAUACAAGUCAUUGUCUGUGGUGAUUUUUAUCAACUGCCUCCCGUUCCUGAUAAAGGCAGGAAAGUCUCGUUUUGCUUUCAAACUAAAAUCUGGCAGGAAGCCAUCGAAGAACAGAUUGAAUUGACAACUGUGUUUCGACAAGAAGGGGACCAACGAUUAAUUAACAUGCUCAGCGCUUUGAGACAGAACAAUCUCACUCCCGAGAUUAUUUCACAGUUCAAAGCCCUACAACGUCCUCUCGUUUACAAGGAUGGAAUAGAACCUAUUGAACUUUAUCCAACAAAGGAGCAAGUAGCUAGGGCUAACAAACAGAAGCUUGCGAAUUUGAAGGGUCUUUCGUUUCAUUUCCCAGCUAAGGAUAUUGUUCAAAGCGGUCAUGAAUUUAUUGCGAAGGCUUUUUUUAAUAGCUUGUUGGUAGAUGAUGAGCUAACUCUGAAGUUGGGUUGCCAAGUUCUUUUUGUUAGGAAUGAUUCUGAAAAUAACUUGGUCAACGGUUCACAAGGAAGAGUCAUCUCAUUUGUAGCUCAGAGAGAUAUGUGGGAGAGCCUGGCAAGUGAUAGCGCUGCAUUCGAAGCUUAUUCCUCCUGCAUUAAGAACUGUCCAGCUGGUAUCACGUUGGGGUCUUAUAUAAGACAAGAAAUAGGAAAGAUGCAAAUUGAGGACAACUCUAUUAAGCUACUUGAAGCUCUUGCAACCCAAUGUGAUAACCGAAGCUUAUACCCUGUGGUCGAUUUCGACGGCAACAAACAAUUUAUUGAACCUCAUGAGUUCAAGUUGGAAAACACUGCUAAACAACCAGUUGAAGUAGUGGCGACAAGAUCACAUUUGCCGUUAAUUCUCUCAUGGGCUCUGUCUAUUCACAAGGCUCAGGGCCAGACACUACCAAGAGUGAAAAUGAAUUUGACCCGGUCAUUCGAGAGUGGUCAGGUAUAUGUAGCUGUAUCCCGUGCUACUUGUACAGAUUCUCUCGAAAUUGUCGGGUUUGAUCCUCGAACCGUCAGAGUCAACGAAGCAGUACGAGAGUUUUAUAACCGAUUGAAGGGCACUGGGCAACCAAUAUAA
Sugiyamaella lignohabitans is the source of this 2121-nucleotide messenger RNA. RefSeq names its product Rrm3p (gene RRM3). NCBI's taxonomy places the organism in Eukaryota, Fungi, Ascomycota, Dipodascomycetes, Dipodascales, Trichomonascaceae. Bases 1 to 2121 code for a protein of 706 amino acids. The transcript has a single exon. Gene Ontology annotation, biological process: telomere maintenance; DNA repair. Gene Ontology annotation, molecular function: DNA helicase activity; ATP hydrolysis activity. The record is from RefSeq and is a predicted model, not a curated record.